Molecule: messenger RNA, 729 nt
Organism: Diversispora eburnea
Lineage: Eukaryota; Fungi; Glomeromycota; Glomeromycetes; Diversisporales; Diversisporaceae
Source: the annotation of a GenBank genome assembly
AUGACAAACUUUAAUGACAUAAACCUUCUUAAUGCAGCAUUCACAGCCGCAUUUAGAAAGGAGGGCACAAUUUUUAUAUCCGAAAAAGAAUUUCAAGAAAAGCAAGCCCGUCACGAUGGUUCCAUUUAUAAUCAAAUUGACUUGAAUUCCUUUCAACAAUCCAAUCUUGUUAGCGGUAUUGUGGAUGGGGAAGAUAUAUCUCGGCUUUACGUGAAAACACUUACUGGCAAAACUGUGACGCUUGAAUUCGAAGAAAACCCAAAGUACCAUUGUGAUUUUACGAAUAUUGGUGAUAAAGGAGAGACAUUUAUGCGAGGGGGUAUUCAGUAUCAAAAACCAUAUGGCUGGAGACGAUUCGCUAUAAAAGUCACUGGGAAGUAUGAUAAUGGCGAUGACACAUGGCUUGGUAUCGAUAACAAUUCCUGGCCAGUAUCAUAUCAUGGUACUGCUAAGAAUAACACGAAUUCAAUUGCAGAGGAUGGAUAUUUAUUGAGCAAAGGAAAACGUUUUGCUUUUGGGCAUGGCAUUUAUUCAACACCCAACAUAAAAAUAGCAGAAAUGUAUGCAGCGGAAUUUCCGUUUGAAGGGCAAAUAUAUAUGGCAGUUAUUCAAAAUCGAGUAAACCCUGUAAAUUUACAUAGGGUUUCGACUGAAGUUGGCGAAUAUUGGAUUUCCAGAAGAAGCAAAGACGUUAGGCCAUACGGGAUUUGUAUUAAGAAGAAAGGAUAA